This is a messenger RNA of Balaenoptera acutorostrata (minke whale), 8339 nucleotides long. RefSeq names its product protein tyrosine phosphatase receptor type U (gene PTPRU). Gene Ontology annotation, molecular function: protein binding; protein tyrosine phosphatase activity. The coding region runs from base 2916 to 7193 and encodes 1425 amino acids. Lineage: Eukaryota; Metazoa; Chordata; Mammalia; Artiodactyla; Balaenopteridae. Gene Ontology annotation, cellular component: membrane. The transcript is spliced from 31 exons. The record is from RefSeq and is a predicted model, not a curated record. Gene Ontology annotation, biological process: protein dephosphorylation.
ACCUCUGUUCUGCAGUUGCGCUGCCAUUUGUGUCUUUGCGGCUCUCUCCUGUGCUGUGUGACUCUAUUGGAUGAUGAUGUUGUGUUGGGCUUGUGGACCCUCCUGGGAUUGUGCAUGGUCCCUGGCAACGCACCACCGCACUGUGCCAACAGAUGGCGUGCUACCACGACACUGCAUCUGCAUCACAUGGCCUCUCUGUACUGCACUGCAUUGUUGUAGUGGGCAUCUGCACUGCAUCGGGUAUGGCCGGGCACAGCCUGUCUGCAGUCCACCGUCAUGCUGUACAAACACAGUGCCCCUUUGCCCGGCACAGCACUUCUGUCCCACUGCUUCACUGCACUGCACUGGAGAUGCGCAUCUCCUGGCCCAGCCCGUCAUACUGUACCACUGCCGCCGUAACGCCGCCCUCUAGGUUAUCUCACCCUGUAUAGCCACUGAGGUGUCAGCUGGUGUCCUUCCCCAGGUUUCUGUUGGCAGCCCCAGUUGAGCAACAUCUUUGCUUCAGGUGGCCUCACUGCAGUGUUCCUCUGGCCCCCACUGCUCACUGCCCGAGGAGUCAGGAGCUACACUGCAUCUUGAGGCCAUUUUGUUGGGCUCGGGACUGGCGUGGGUUUUUGCAGGCAUUACCUUUGCAAGUAGCCGGUGUUGCGUCUGUGCACUGCACACGGUCACUGUCCUGGGCCUCUACCCUGCACUGUACCUGUUCGCUGUUGGGUUGUGUGCGUUCUACUGGAUUUCAAGAUGCAGAGCUCUGGCACUGAAUUCCCUGUUCCACAUGGUGUCUUUACUACAUUCCAUUUUGGUGCCACUUUCUACCCCUGCUCUCAAGUCUACACUUACUGUACUCCUUGGGACUGUAUCGAGCACCCAGCAGUUCCUUCUGCACUGCACCACGUCUUUCUCUUCCCUCUAUCUCUGCAUGUUGUGCACGCCUCCACUAGACAUCCUUUCAGUGAGAAUUCAUGGAGCGCCAACUAUGUGCCAAGCCUAGUGAGGCUUGGACAUACCCCCUUGGUGUUCCCGCGUACACCUAUCCCUUGGUGCUGAGCACGAGCCCAAUGUACCACCAGGCGCUCACUGCUGCACCGUGCCUCUGUGCAGCUCUGGGUCAUGGCCACGAUGCAUGGGGCACCUCUCCACUGCAUCAUGGCACCGACCAGUGCUGCUGAGCUGUGCCAGGUGUUGUGUGGGUGUUUGUGUACACUUCUCCGCUUCCCUGCGUUGUAUAACUGCGUUCCGCCUCUGUACAGUGGAGCUGCUGCAUUGCACCCGCAACACGCCACACCGCAGCCACGUAGCCCUCUCUUGCCACGGGACCGUUAGAAAGUCCAGAUCUUUGCACUGUACGUGUUCGUGCACAGCCCUCUGCCUCUCUACGCUGCACUGUGCUUUUAUAUGACACACGGUGUCUGCACUACAGGGGUCUGUGUACCCUUUGCCCGCUGUACCUCUGCAAAGAACAACCCUCCAUUCAGCCCUUUGCCUCAGAAUGGAGUCUGGCCCCACCCUGUGCCUUCCCCUUACACUACCAACAUGGCAGCCCUGCUGUUAACUUUGGGAUUUGCUGGGCAUAUUGAUCCGGGAGAUGGGGAGUGAGCCUGGCCGAAGUUUCCCCUGCUGUAGUUGGCUUCCUUCUACUCUCAGUAGAGAUGGAAGGAUGUUGGCAUCGCUGGGUUCUGUAUUGGCUCCUGUAGGGGAUAUCAGCUCAGCUUUCUCCCCCUGUGGCCUGGCCCUGGGUGUUCUUCUUGGUUGCAGCUCUGCUGAAUGCCGGGUGAUUAAAAGGUGGGCAUAUUGCUGCCAGCCCUGCCCUUGUUAAUUGCGCAUCAAUUAUUCAGGGCUCUGGAGGGCAGCUCCGGGGAGCCCUAGCCAAGGUCUGGUUGUGUUGAUCUGGGCCAGGAGAGCAGUGAAGUGGGCUGGGCCAGGUCUCUGGGCUGGAGUCAUGGUCCUUGAGCCUGGAUCAGACUAGCUGGGAUCAUGGGGUCGGUAAGUCCAGCCACGGUUGGCAUUCUACUAUACACAGGGCUUGGGGAUGGGGCUCAGAGGCAUAAGAGACAGUCUCUGAUCUCAAGAAGGGAGGAGGUAGGGGUUAGACAGGCCUGAGACGGAGCUGUUGUUGCGGUGGAGAACAUGGGAUGGGGCUGGGUUGGGCAGGAAUGUCCAAGGGUGAGCCUGUGUUGGUUCCAGGGUUGGGUUGGGCUACCUAGAAAGGGGGUGUGGCUUCAGACGGUGAAACAGACCAACGUUAUCCUUGGGGUUGUAUUUGGGUUCCCCAGGCGAGGCUUGGGGCUAUGCCAGGGGUUGGGUAUGAUGCCGGCCCCUAAAUUUGAAACCUGUUGGGAGGAGUUUUGUUUCUCCUGGGGCCAUCCCUUGGGAACUGAAUGUUCUAUUGACAAACCAAAGGGAACAAAAAUCUCAUUGCAAACAGCCUCUGUUUACCUAGGGUCUUCGGAAAACACCGAUGGCGGCUGGCAGCCACAUUUGGCACAGAACUCCAUUCCCUGUCUGGUGGCGAGGAAGUCUGGUGCUUCCAUGCUUGUGGUGCCCACGUGCACAUGCGCGCACACACACACACUCACGCACGCACGACUCCCCUCCACCUGCCGUGUACACUCACCUCCCCCUUAGGCACAUGCUUACUGCUGAACGUGCCCAUAUAUCUCUGCAGAUAAACGUACAGACACACACCCACAACUUCACAGCACAGUGCCUGAGGGACCUACACUUUGAGAGCGACACUCACCCGCACCUCUCCCCCACAGUAUCUCUCUCUGCCUUCAAGUUAUUCUUGCCCACAGGCAUGCUCACACAAAUGGAAUCAGAAUUCUAGAGGUGGAACAGCCUUCGAGGUCACCGAGGUCGCCAUUCUCAUUUCACAGAUCAGACCCUGCCGUCUAGAGAAGACACCUGCCCUCCUCAUGGCUUAUAGGAUGUGUCACUUGUCUCAUCUGAAUCCAGCCGGCUGCACCUUCGAGGAGGCGAGUGACCCAGCAGUGCCCUGUGAGUACAGCCAGGCCCAGUACGACGACUUCCAGUGGGAGCAAGUGAGGAUCCACCCUGGCACCCGGGCUCCUGCGGACCUGCCCCAUGGCUCCUAUUUGAUGGUCAAUGCUUCCCAGCAUGCUCCAGGCCAACGGGCCCAUGUCAUCUUCCAGAGUCUGAGUGAGAAUGACACCCACUGUGUGCAGUUCAGCUACUUCCUGUACAGCCGGGAUGGGCACAGCCCGGGCACUUUGGGCAUCUAUGUGCGUGUCAAUGGGGGUCCCCUGGGCAGUGCCGUCUGGAAUAUGACUGGAUCCCACGGCCGCCAGUGGCACCAGGCUGAGCUGGCUGUCAGCACAUUCUGGCCCAAUGAAUAUCAGGUGCUGUUUGAGGCCCUCAUCUCCUCAGACCGCAGGGGCUACAUGGGCCUAGAUGACAUCCUGCUUCUCAGCUACCCCUGCGCAAGGGCCCCGCACUUCUCCCGCCUGGGCGACGUGGAGGUCAACGCGGGCCAGAACGCCUCGUUCCAGUGCAUGGCUGCUGGCAGAGCAGCGGAGGCCGAGCGCUUCCUUCUGCAGCGACAGAGCGGGGCACUGGUGCCCGCGGCCGGCGUGAGGCACAUCAGCCACCGGCGCUUCCUGGCCACCUUCCCGCUGGCCGCCGUGCGCCGCGCGGAGCAGGACCUGUACCGCUGCGUGUCCCAGGCCCCGCGUGGCGUGGGCGUCUCCAACUUCGCAGAGCUGAUCGUCAAAGAGCCCCCUACCCCCAUUGCGCCCCCGCAGCUGCUGCGCGCUGGUCCCACCUACCUCAUCAUCCAGCUCAACACCAACUCAAUCAUUGGCGACGGGCCGAUCGUGCGUAAGGAGAUUGAGUACCGCAUGGCGCGCGGCCCGUGGGCGGAGGUGCACGCGGUCAGCCUGCAGACCUACAAGCUGUGGCACCUCGACCCCGACACGGAGUACGAGAUCAGCGUCCUGCUCACGCGCCCCGGUGACGGCGGCACCGGCCGCCCUGGGCCGCCCCUCGUCAGCCGCACCAAGUGCGCAGAGCCCAUGAGGGCCCCCAAAGGCCUGGCUUUUGCUGAGAUCCAGGCCCGCCAGCUGACCCUGCAGUGGGAACCACUGGGCUACAACGUGACACGUUGCCACACCUACACUGUGUCCCUGUGCUAUCACUACACCCUGGGCAGCAGCCACAACCAGACCAUCCGGGAGUGUGUGAAGAUAGAGCCGGGUGUCAGCCGCUACACCAUCAAGAACCUACUGCCCUACCGGAAUGUCCACGUGCGGCUCGUCCUCACUAACCCCGAGGGGCGCAAGGAGGGCAAGGAGGUCACGUUCCAGACGGACGAGGAUGUGCCUGGCGGGAUUGCGGCUGAGUCCCUGACCUUCACUCCGCUGGAGGACAUGAUCUUCCUCAAGUGGGAGGAGCCCCAGGAACCCAAUGGCCUCAUCACUCAGUAUGAGAUCAGCUACCAGAGCAUCGAGUCGUCAGACCCGGCGGUGAAUGUGCCGGGCCCACGGCGUACCAUCUCCAAGCUCCGCAAUGAGACCUACCAUGUCUUCUCCAACCUGCACCCGGGCACCACCUACCUGUUCUCCGUGCGGGCCCGCACGGGCAAAGGCUUUGGCCAGGCAGCGCUCACCGAGAUCACCACCAACAUCUCAGCUCCCAGCUUUGAUUAUGCCGACAUGCCGUCGCCGCUGGGCGAGUCUGAGAACACCAUCACCGUGCUGCUGAGGCCGGCGCAGGGCCGCGGGGCGCCCAUCAGUGUGUACCAGGUUAUUGUGGAGGAGGAGCGGCCGCGGAGACUCCGGCGGGAGCCAGGCGGCCAGGACUGCUUCCCAGUGCCGCUGACCUUCGAUGCGGCGCUGGCCCGAGGCCUGGUGCACUACUUCGGGGCCGAACUGGCGGCCAGCAGUCUGCCUGAGGCCAUGCCCUUCACCGUGGGUGACAACAAUACCUAUCGUGGCUUCUGGAACCCACCGCUUGAGCCCAGGAAGGCCUACCUCAUCUACUUCCAGGCAACAAGCCACCUGAAGGGGGAGACCCGGCUGAAUUGCAUCCGCAUUGCCAGGAAAGCUGCCUGCAAGGAAAGCAAACAGCCCCUGGAGGUGUCCCAGAGGUCGGAGGAGAUGGGGCUCAUCCUGGGCAUCUGUGCAGGGGGACUUGCCGUCCUCAUCCUCCUCCUGGGGGCCAUUAUUAUUAUCAUCCGAAAGGGGAAACCAGUGAACAUGACCAAGGCCACGGUCAACUACCGCCAGGAGAAGACCCACAUGAUGAGUGCCGUGGACCAGAGCUUCACGGACCAGAGCACCUUGCAGGAAGAUGAGCGCCUGGGCCUCUCCUUCAUGGACGGCCAUGGCUACAGCCCCCGGGGAGACCAGCGCAGUGGUGGGGUCACUGAGGCCAGCAGCCUCCUGGGGGGCUCACCGCGGCGUCCGUGUGGCCGGAAGGGCUCCCCGUACCACACGGGACAGCUGCAUCCCGCGGUGCGUGUGGCCGACCUCUUGCAGCACAUCAACCAGAUGAAGACGGCCGAGGGCUAUGGCUUCAAGCAGGAGUAUGAGAGCUUUUUUGAAGGCUGGGAUGCUACAAAGAAGAAAGACAAGGUCAAAGGCGGCCGGCAGGAGCCCAUGCCUGCCUACGAUCGGCACCGAGUGAAACUGCACCCGAUGCUGGGAGACCCUGAUGCCGACUACAUUAAUGCCAACUACAUAGACGGUUACCACAGGUCAAACCACUUCAUAGCCACUCAAGGGCCGAAGCCCGAGAUGGUCUACGACUUCUGGCGCAUGGUGUGGCAGGAGCACUGUUCCAGCAUUGUCAUGAUCACCAAGCUGGUGGAGGUGGGCAGGGUGAAAUGCUCGCGGUACUGGCCAGAGGACUCGGACAUGUACGGGGACAUCAAGAUCACGCUGGUGAAGACGGAGAUCCUAGCGGAGUAUGUCGUGCGCAGCUUUGCCCUGGAGCGGAGAGGCUACUCUGCCCGCCACGAGGUCCGCCAGUUCCACUUCACAGCGUGGCCGGAGCACGGCGUCCCCUACCACGCCACGGGGCUGCUGGCCUUCAUCCGGCGCGUGAAGGCCUCCACGCCCCCUGAUGCUGGGCCCAUUGUCAUCCACUGCAGUGCGGGCACUGGCCGCACAGGUUGCUACAUUGUUCUGGAUGUGAUGCUGGACAUGGCGGAGUGUGAGGGCGUCGUGGACAUUUACAACUGCGUGAAGACCCUCUGCUCCCGGCGCGUCAACAUGAUCCAGACUGAGGAACAGUACAUCUUUAUCCAUGAUGCAAUCCUGGAGGCCUGCCUGUGUGGGGAGACCACCAUCCCUGUCAGCGAAUUCAAGGCCACCUACAAGGAGAUGAUCCGCAUUGACCCUCAGAGUAAUUCCUCCCAGCUUCGGGAGGAGUUCCAGACGCUGAACUCGGUCACGCCGCCGCUGGACGUGGAGGAGUGCAGCAUUGCCCUGCUGCCCCGGAACCGGGACAAGAACCGCAGCAUGGACGUCCUGCCGCCUGACCGCUGCCUGCCCUUCCUCAUCUCCACCGACGGGGACCCCAACAACUACAUCAACGCAGCCCUGACGGACAGCUACACGCGGAGCGCAGCCUUCAUCGUGACCCUGCACCCGCUGCAGAGCACCACGCCCGACUUCUGGCGGCUGGUCUACGACUACGGGUGCACCUCCGUCGUCAUGCUCAACCAACUGCACCAGUCCAACUCCGCCUGGCCAUGCCUGCAGUACUGGCCUGAGCCGGGCCGGCAGCAGUAUGGCCUCAUGGAGGUGGAGUUCAUGUCAGGCACAGUGGACGAGGACUUGGUGACCCGCGUUUUCCGGGUGCAGAACAUCUCUCGGCUGCAGGAGGGGCACCUGCUGGUGCGACACUUCCAGUUCCUGCGCUGGUCUGCGUACCGGGACACGCCGGACUCCAAGAAGGCCUUCCUGCACCUGUUGGCCGAGGUGGACAAGUGGCAGGCAGAGAGCGGGGACGGGCGCACCGUCGUGCACUGCCUCAAUGGGGGCGGCCGCAGCGGCACCUUCUGCGCCUGCGCCACGGUCCUGGAGAUGAUCCGCUGCCACAACCUGGUAGACGUUUUCUUUGCUGCCAAAAUGCUUAGAAACUACAAACCCAAUAUGGUGGAGACCCUGGAUCAGUACCACUUCUGCUAUGACGUGGCCCUGGAGUACCUGGAGGGACUGGAGUCAAGAUAGCAGGGGCCCCUGGCCUGGGGCACCCACUGCGCACUCAGGGCCAGGCCCACCAUCCCGGACUGACGAGGAAGACCCGCGCCCCCAGCUCUGCUCAGCUGCAGCCCUCACAGGGAAAUCACCGGAGUGGGCGCUGGGCCAUCCUGGUGCCCCCUUCCACUGUGGGCAGGGCCUUUCAGCACCUCCGUGGGCAGGCUGCGGGCCAAGGAGGAGCUUAGCAAGACUGCAGCCCAGCCCACCUCCGCGGGGUCCUGCAGGCCUGCUGAGAGGCCUGGCGCUGCCCGGCAGAGUGACGGGCUCAGAACUGCCGGCUCUGGGAGACCCAGGCCCAAGCCCCUGGAUUGCAUCCCAGCCCUUGGCAGAGAUGAGUGAGGCCCUGUAGAGCAAGUGCCAGGCCAGGAUUUCCACCCAGCUUGGCUGGACAUGGGUAGAGAGUGCACUGGGGCUUGGCAUCUAGCAUCCCAUCUGGCCCAGCCCCUGAGGGUCCUGGGGAGACUGAACUCUGCCCUCAUUUGCCAGUGGGCACUUCAGACUCGUCCUCCCAGGGGGAACUUCAGCUCCCUCCUCUACCCGCUGCCUCCCUGCAGCCCCGGGGAUAUUUUGCUCAUGAUCCCCACCCCCCACCCUCCAUUUCUGCUUCCCUGAAUGUGCUCUGAGCUUCCCGGAACCAGGAUCUGCCCACCCCUACCCUGUCCCGUGUGGGGUCCCUUCCCUGCUUGACCCAAUGUCUGCAGAAUGAAGUCACCUCAGCCCCCACUGCCUAUAACUUUCAGGCCUCACUGGCUGGGUCCUGCUCAGCCUGGGUCAGUGACAAUCUGCAAGGCUGAAUGACAGCCCCUGGGGUUGAGGUCCCUGUGGCUUCUGGUGAGGCUGGCCACUGGGACGCUAUUAAAUCAGGGGUGCUCAGCACCCCUAGAGUUUGGAGAAAGAAGGUAUAUUUUGGGAUGGAGGAUCUAUGCUUUUUUUGUUUAUUUUUUAAUGGGGGUGUGGGAAGGUCUCUUUAAAAUGGGGCAAGCCACCCCCCCAUUCCGUGCCUCAAUUUCCCCAUCUGUAAACUGUAGAUAUGACUACUGACCUACCUCGCAGGGGGCUGUGGGGAGGCAUAAGCUGAUGUUUGUAAAGCGCUUUGUAAAUAAACGUACUCUCUGA